AUGCCGUCUUCUUUUUUGGUGUAUUCUUCCUUUUUUUGGGGCCCCUUUUUCUUUUGGUACACUUUUCUCUUUCAGGGUCACUUUUCUUUUUGUACCUCAUCAUAUCUGCUGUCUCUUCCCUUUUGGUACCAUUUCUCUUUAAGAGUCUCCUUCUAUUUUGAUGCCCUCUUUUCUUUUUAUGCCUCCUCCUCUUUUGAUGUCCCCUUAUCUUUUGGGGUCUCCUUUUCUUUUUGUACCACUUCACUUUCGAUGUCUUAUCCUCUUUUGGACUUUUUUUCUUUUGGUAUCUCUUUCUCUUUCAAGGUUUCCUUUUCUUUUUGUACUCCUUCACUUUUUGUUUUCACCUUCUCUUUUAGUGAUACUUUUUCUUUUAGAAUUUCCCUCACUUUUGAUGCCCCCUCUUUUCUUCUAAUCCCUACUCCUCUUUUUAUGCCCCUCUUUUCUUCAAAUACCUCCUCCUCUUUUGAUGCCACCUCUUUUCUUCUAAUCCCUCCUCCUAUUUUGAUGCCCUCUUUUCUUCUAAUUCCUACUCCUCUUUUGAUGCCCUCUUUUCUUCUAAUCCCUGCUCCUCUUUUGAUGCCUUCUUUUCUUCUAAUUCCUCCUCCUCUUUCGAUACCCUCUUUUCUUUUAUCCCUCCUCCUCUUUUGA
Acanthosepion pharaonis is the source of this 648-nucleotide messenger RNA. NCBI's taxonomy places the organism in Eukaryota, Metazoa, Mollusca, Cephalopoda, Sepiida, Sepiidae. The record is from the annotation of a GenBank genome assembly.